AUGUCCACGAAAUGGCAGCGGCUGUGUCCUGUCAAUCAGGGCGAUUUGCCUCCAGUUCUCUUCAAAUAUUGUUUGACGUCAGACGGCUACGAGCUGUACAUGACCGACCUUACCAACGUCUGGUCUGAGCAUCUAUCGCGCCAACAAAUUCUGAAACGAGCAGAAGAAAAUGCCACUACUAUCGACCCAAGUGACGAUGCAGAGCAAUAUCAGAUGCUAUUGCAGAAGAUCGGCGAUGCAUUUCACAACGAAAAGGACACCCACGUGAUCCUGAAUCAUGCAUCGCCAGGAGCUGAUAGCCUGAGACUAACGACGUCGACGAAACUGCCAAAGCCACUAGGGACGCUUGAAUGGACGCUCUAUCUCGAGCGAGAGCCCCAGUCCUCGUUGACGCAGUAUUUGCUCCUACCGUUGGUAAGAACGGAGGCGGACUGGGAGUCGCGACAGCAGAAUCUCAUGGACCAGCUGAAGCGGAAAGAUUGGAUCCUUGGUAAACUGUUCGACAAGCUUGAGGCCGUGGGUGUCGAUCUCAGCACUAUCUUUCCGGGGGCGUCUGGUUUGCGAACGGGCCGGAAGGGCGCGACGCUGUCGCAGGCCGCCAAACACAUCAGAGGCGUCGCACCUUUUGACGAACAUGCGUGGCUUGAAGAACACAAACAGUCGACUCCGGACUCAAAUCUUGCUGUCAACCUACUUGCGGAGCUCUCUUCUACCUCUGAUGCUGUGGCACAGCCCGAUUCAUUUCAUCCGCCUCCAGACAAAUGGUGGCAUGCACUGUCUGCAGCCAGUACCACCACACUCCCUAAGCGCGAAGACGUCGGUCGAGUCGACGAACCCCAAUCUCCUAAGGAUGCCGAAAUGACAGAUGCUGCAACCGUUUCGGAUACAGAGGAUGAUGAAUUCGAACGACAAGACACGCCUCCAAGAUUCAAACGCUCGAAAGACACCGGGAAUAGCCCAUCUCGGGCCAGGUCGCAAGAACCGGCACAAGAACCUGCAAAAGCGUCUCUGAACCCUUCUCCACGCAAACCUCCAACCAAAGCAUCAACAGGUCUUGGGAAGAUCGGAGGAUCAAAGGCAGCAAGGACUUCGCCUUCACCAGACCAUGGACCGACGACCACCUCCAAACCGACACAUUCGUCGCCCACCAAUAACGAUGAAACAGACUCUGGCUCGGACUCAGAUCUAGAUGCAGCGCCUAGAAGACCGAAUCCUCAAACUCAAACCACCUCCCCAGUCAAACCACGCGGCCUUGGGCUCGGACGUAUUGGCGGACAAAAAAGGCCGGAGCAGAAACCGGACCCUCCCAAAUCUACCCCUUCUGGAUCCCCGAUUCCAGAAGACAAGAAAAACGACAAUCCCCACCCCCAAUAUAGCCCCCCACCUAAACCCCGAGGCCUGGGCACCAUCGGCGGCAAGAGCAAGAAGAAAGAACCCCCAUCUCCUCCUCCCAAAUCACCAGCCUCGCCACAAACCAACAUCGCCACCGACUCAUCCCCCUCCCCUCCAAACCCGAAACCAAAGCUCCCACCUACAGGGCACAAAAAGCUCGGCGUCAUCGGCGGCAGCAAAUCCUCUAAACCCGACACCAAAACCACCCCGGCUGCUGCUGCUCCUUCCCAUCCUCCCAGCGCCGACGCCGAAACCGAAACCGACGACGAGCUCGACGAACCCCCCAUCAGACCCAAGCCAACCCGCUCGAAAACCAAAUCCCCAUCUCCCGACGAACAGAAACCUCAUCCAGCUCUAUCGGAACCACGCGCGAGCGAACAACCGCCGGGGGAGCCAGAAACAGAAGAAGAAAAAGCGAAUCGAAAACGCGAGGAACUGAAACGACAACUAGAGGCGAAGGCGAAGGCGCCGGCGAAGAAGAAACGGAGGUUUUGA
Aspergillus melleus is the source of this 1887-nucleotide messenger RNA. RefSeq lists its product as uncharacterized. The coding region runs from base 1 to 1887 and encodes 628 amino acids. The record is from RefSeq and is a predicted model, not a curated record. Gene Ontology annotation, cellular component: nucleus; DNA ligase IV complex. Lineage: Eukaryota; Fungi; Ascomycota; Eurotiomycetes; Eurotiales; Aspergillaceae. Gene Ontology annotation, biological process: double-strand break repair via nonhomologous end joining. The transcript has 2 exons. Gene Ontology annotation, molecular function: DNA end binding.